This is a messenger RNA of Diachasmimorpha longicaudata, 1621 nucleotides long. Its product is annotated as RNA-binding motif protein, X-linked 2-like. Gene Ontology annotation, cellular component: catalytic step 2 spliceosome; precatalytic spliceosome; U2 snRNP. The coding region runs from base 390 to 833 and encodes 147 amino acids. Gene Ontology annotation, molecular function: RNA binding. The record is from RefSeq and is a predicted model, not a curated record. The transcript has 3 exons. Gene Ontology annotation, biological process: mRNA splicing, via spliceosome. NCBI's taxonomy places the organism in Eukaryota, Metazoa, Arthropoda, Insecta, Hymenoptera, Braconidae.
ACUAGUGGGGAGUUGGGGAAAUUAUAUCGCUGAUGCUACUAUAUACAACACCGCAGAGUUAAGCAACCCUCCUAGUGCCUCGGAACGCCGUGCGUGGCACUGUGUACUGUGUGUUUCCACCUGUGGCCACAUCUAAACAAUACGAAUUUCAUUUUAGUCUCCCACUGUGUCUACAGUCAGUGCCAAAGUCAAAGUUUUCAUUGGUGUAAUUUGGCGAACAUAAGGAAGUGAUCUAACCUAUCUGGACAACAACAACACAUGAAGUGAUCUCCAGAGGAUAAAAGCUUGCAUCCAGUGGUGUGACCUGACGAAGAAAGAUAAUUUCUACGAGUCAAUUGAAAGUUAUUGGUGAAUGAUUACAAUUUUAUUUAUCCAUUAAUUGAUAUAUCAUGAAUCCGUUGACAAACGUGAAAAAUAUUAAAAAACUCGGCGAGCAAGAACUGCUGGGGGAUCACAAGACAUCAUGGCAUGAUCAGUACAGAGAAAGUGCUUGGAUUUUUGUUGGGGGCUUACCUUAUGAUCUGAGUGAAGGAGACGUAAUAACUAUUUUUUCUCAAUACGGCGAACUUGUUAAUAUAAAUUUAAUUCGAGAUAAAGACAGUGGCAAAUCAAAGGGAUAUGGUUUCUUGUGCUACGAAGAUCAGAGAAGUACUAUUUUGGCAGUAGACAAUUUGAAUGGAAUCAAAAUUCUUGGUAGAACGAUCAGAGUGGAUCAUGUUUCUGAUUAUAAGGCUCCUAAAAUUUCCAAGAAAAGUGAUUCUGCCACGCAAAAACAGAAUGAAGAUUCCAGAGUGCCUUCUAGAGGAGGGCGAGUGCAUACGAAUAAAUGGUAAUCUGUGAUUCUAUGUUUAUUGUCCAAUAAAGGAAUUCCUAUGAAUUUCAAUCAGAACAGAAAAUUUUCUUCGGUGAUGUUUGGAGCUUUUUAUAUAUGAAAUAUUAAAAAUGAUUGAUGCUAGAGAUUCCCAUUUACUGGACUAUUUAAUGAUAAAUCAUCUUACUCUAUAUUUAUUGUUUUUUAUCAAAUGAUUUUGAAGCAAACAACUAGUAAUAAAUUAAUCCAUAUAUUUCAAUUUCUUUCACCACAUAAAAACAAAUAAAACUCCUAAAAAUUUUCGAUUAGAUUCAGUAAAUAAACAGUUAUGAAAUGACGAAGUUAUAGAUACAAUAUAUGUUAUUACUGUGGAAUACAUAAUUUUUAGGUUUUAUAUGAAACGCUACAUAUCAGAAUCCCAUUGAAAAAUCAGAUCACUCAUUAAAAAUAAUUAUCGUGAUUUAAUUAAAAAUUUGGAAGCUCGAUGCAUCACUAGAAUUCUCGAAUUUUUAUUAUGAAAAUAAUCAUAGCUCUCUCGUUGGUAGGUUCUCGUAGCACAAUAGAAUACUUCGAAAGUAUGAGCAAGUAUUCCUCUACACAUGUAUAUAUGUAAUACAGUAUUCUGAGGGGAAAUUUUAUUGUGGCGCAGUCAGACUAUUCAUUCAGUAAUCAAAAAAUAUAUGUAUCACAAUUUGUUAGGUUUCCAUCGAACUGGACGAUCCUUCAAUGAAAGAACUUUCAAUUUCGUUAUAGUUCGACAAAAGAAAUAAAUAACUAAAAAUAAAUAAUAAAAAAACCUUGUUAAAAAUU